Messenger RNA from Acanthopagrus latus (yellowfin seabream), 2445 nucleotides. It is a transcript of the gene fbxo32, whose product is annotated as F-box protein 32. Bases 149 to 1225 code for a protein of 358 amino acids. The record is from RefSeq and is a predicted model, not a curated record. Gene Ontology annotation, biological process: protein ubiquitination. The transcript is spliced from 9 exons. Gene Ontology annotation, molecular function: protein binding. Gene Ontology annotation, cellular component: nucleus; SCF ubiquitin ligase complex; cytoplasm. NCBI's taxonomy places the organism in Eukaryota, Metazoa, Chordata, Actinopteri, Spariformes, Sparidae.
AGGAUAUAAGAGGAGCUGCGCAAUGUCAACAGUAGACCAGAACAAAUCGCUUUCAGGAAGGGAUACCUCUUAACACCUCGAACGGGGACUGUUUCUGAGAUUUUUACUUUAAUUUUGAGUCCAUUCAGCUCGUCUCCAUCGAAGCGGGAUGCCUUUCCUCGGACAGGACUGGAGGUCACCGGGUCAGAGCUGGGUUAAAACCGAGGAGGGAUGGAAAAAGACAGCGGCAGACGAGAAAAACAACAACGUCUCCGUGCAGAGCUUCUGCAAAGCCGAGGAGGAGGAGGAGUGUUUCAACAAGGAGAACCUGCUGCUCUCUCUCGGCUACGACAUGGCUGCCAAGAAGAGGAAAAAAGACCUCAUGAACAACAACACCAAGGUCCCCUAUUUCCACAGGGAAAAGUGGAUUUAUGUUCAUAAAGGAAGCACCAAGGAGCGCCACGGAUAUUGUACACUGGGAGAGGCCUUCAACCGCUUAGAUUUCUGCAGCGCCAUCAAGGACACGAGGAGAUUUAAUUACGUCGUCCGACUCCUGGAGCUUAUCGCCAAGUCCCAGCUCCCCUCGCUCAGCGGUGUGGCGCAGAAGAACUACAUGAAUAUUCUGGAGAGAGUGGUACAGAAAGUUCUCGAUGACCAGCAGAACGUCCGGCCCAUCAAGGAGCUGCUGAAGACGCUCUACAUCUCGCUGUGUGGUCUCGUGCAGGACAUGGGCAAGUCAGUCCUGGUGGGGAACAUCAACACCUGGGUGCAUCGCAUGGAGAACAUCAUGCAGUGGCAGCAGCGGCUGGACAACAUCCAGAUCAACAGGCCCACAUCUACAGGCAUGACUCUGACCGAGCUGCCCAUCAGUCUGCAGCUGAACAUCAUGCAGCGUCUGUCGGACGGCAGGGACCUGGUGAGCCUGGGCCAGGUGUGCCCUGAGCUGGGGGCCCUCACUGAGGACCGGCUGCUGUGGAAGAAACUCUGCCAGUACCACUUCACAGACAGACAGAUCCGAAAGCGCCUGAUGGUGUCAGAUAAAGGUCACCUGGAGUGGAAGAAGAUGUACUUCAAGCUGAGCCGCUGCUACCCUCACAGAGAGGAGUACAGUGACACCCUGCACUUCUGCACACACUGCCACAUCCUCUUCUGGAAGGACACAAACCAUCCCUGCACAGCCAACAACCCAGAAAGUUGCACCAUGUCCCUCUCCCCUCAGGACUUUAUCAACCUUUUCAACUUCUGAUACCAAAACAAAUCCAGAUGAACUGACUGUACAUACUGUACAUAGACGUGUACCAUAUUGUUUUUUUGUUUAAUGGCACUAUCAAUUCCUGGAUGUGUAUUUUAGUUGAGGUAAGACUGGAGGGGGCUCAGGCUGCGGGACAAUUAUGCAAUCGCGUUUCUUUUGUAAGAGGACAGACUCUCCUGGGAGAGUUCGCUGUUGAAAGUGAGUGAAUGUGACCGAGAGGAAGGAGAGACGUCGGAACAGUCGGCGGAGGCAGACUGCGGGCCUGUAGGUGGAGAAAGGGAACACUGGUCAGAGUUUAGUCUUAGUUUAAUGUGUUGUGUGAAAUGACACGUCCAAAGUAAACCUGAUCCUUGAUGUGCACACUUGUGUUUCCUGUUAUGAAGAAGCUGGUUUUGUUUUAUUUUUGUUUUUUUUUCCAACGCAGGAAAUUGGAAGAUUUUUCAAACUUGUUUUGUUUGACGUUUGAAAUUGUGAUUUGUUUAAUAUAUUAGAAGGCCUGCUCAUAUGGGGGGGUGAAGAAGUUGCAGUAUUGUUGUGUUUGGCACUGAGAGGAGUACAUGCUGCGGUACCUAAGGAUAUUGAAUGUAAGCAACGGGGUCAGUUACUGUUUGUUAUGUUAUCACACCACAGUAUGUUUUCUAUUUUUUUUUUGGUUGUUUUUCACUUUUAUAAAGAUUUGAUAAGAAUUUUUUUAAAGAAAUUGUGUGUUUGUGUUCCUGCUGUGGCUGCUGUAGCCGCAGCACCUGAGUGCAGUAUUACCAAAGAUAUCAAAGUCAAUAAUAUUACAAUGGUGUGUGCCUUCAUUAUAAAACUUGAAACCAGUACAGCUUAAUCCUUGUUUGCAAACUUCUCAGAUCCCAAUGCUGUUUUUUGUUCUUGUUUUUUUUUGUUGUUGUUUUUGUUGUUUCUAGUAUUAUCAGCAAAAGAUUUGAAGUUCUGAUACCAAAGUUGAGAUUUUUCUGUAGCCCCUUGCAUGAUUUUUUUUUUCUUUUUUCUUUUUUUUUUUAAACACACAACUAAUUGACUUUAUUUAUUAAGAUUCUAGCAAGUGGCUCAGCUUGCACUAUUGGGUUUGAAGGAAUGCAACUAUUGGUAUAAAGGUGCACUUUGACCCCGACUUUCUGCUGUCACUGCUCAGACAGUGAGGAUUGAUGUACAUGCUAUGCGAUGCGUUCUGUUUAUGUUCUGUGGAAUAAAUGAAAGAGAAUAACUUC